Molecule: messenger RNA, 1866 nt
Organism: Leishmania major strain Friedlin
Lineage: Eukaryota; Euglenozoa; Kinetoplastea; Trypanosomatida; Trypanosomatidae
Exons: 1
Coding region: 1-1866 (621 amino acids)
Molecular function (GO): protein binding
Source: RefSeq, a predicted model, not a curated record
AUGAGCCGCACAACCUCGACCGACUUCGUCACGGAAGCGGGUGGACACCCGUUCUCCAGCCCUGGCGUAAGCCCGAUGGCGACCAUGCAAAACGCUGAAGAUAUGGACCUGGAUACCCUCCGGCGCUCCGUCCAGGUGCAGAAGCAGCUUGAUGUCCCUCCACCGCCCACAGCGCAGCUGUUGCGGGUGCCAGAGGUGAUGGAUGACUUUGUUCGCAACUUCCUCCACCGUAAUGGCAUGACGCGCACCCUGCAGGCCUUCAAUAGUGAGUGGUAUGGCAAGUCUGGCAGCGGCACCGGCACCGUCAACGUCGCGCCUUCAAACCCAAUGGUGCCGGAUAACUACCGCGAGACGAUGGCGCUGCAAAACCGCAUCGAGCUGCUGGAGCGCGAGCUGCGCCAGCACGCGGAGCUCAACACGCGUGUCACUCAGCAGUGGACGCAGGCGAAGAAGGACCGUGAGUAUCAUCGCACAAGCCACCAGCGUGUAGUGCAGGAGAACGCGCGCCUCAGUCGUCUGCUGAAGCAGGCAGGUCAGCACGCCGAGCUGGUGAACCCCACAUUGACGGAGUCGCGCAUUCGUUGCGAGCAGCUGCUGAAGGGGAAGUCGCUCUUGACGAUCGAGCGCGACAAGCUGCGCAAAGAAAAAGAGCAGCUCGAGGCGAGGGUGGCGGAGCUGGAAGGACAGCAGCAGCAUCAGGCACGUGGGGGCGCCGCAACGGGACCCAAGCCCCCGGCUGCGACCCAGCGCGCUGGCACCUCGAAGUCAUUGCACGCGAGCGGCAAGUCGAACGCGGCCGCGCGUCGAGGACUUGCGUCGUCGCCGUCUCCGGCGACCACAAAGGCUGUCGAUGCAGAGGUGGACGGGUUUGUGUGGCCCGCUGAUGAUCGCCCACACCCCCCUGAGCCGACUGCUGCGAAGUCUUUUUCGGGCAACGCUGGCGACGGGCAGCCGAGCUUCGCGCCCUCUGAGUCCCCGGUAGCGGAGUGGGUGGAGCAGUCGUUCUUCCAGGCUCACACGAUGGCGGUCACGAGUGUCGCGCUGCACCCCUUCAAGCCGGUUGUGGCGAGUGGUAGCGACGAUGGCAGCUGGCGCCUCUCGACGCUGCCCACUGGCGAUGCCAUCGUGUCUGGCCAGGGGCACAGCAAUUGGAUCUCGUGCGUUGGCGUGCACCCGCGUGGCACAAUGCUCGCCACCGGCUCUGGCGACAAGACGGUCAAACUCUGGGACUUUGCAACUAGCCGCUGCGCCGCUACCCUUAGCGCCCACACCGACGGUGUCUGGGACCUCGAGUUCCAGGACACCGGCGUACUGCUGGCGAGCGCGGCGCUGGACAAGACGGCGCGUGUGUGGGACGUGGAGCGGGGUGUGUGCCGGCAAACACUGCGAGGGCACCAGGAUGCGGUGAACACCGUCAGCUGGCUGCCUUGCACGAACCUGCUGCUCACGGGUAGCGCCGAUAAGUGCGUUGCCGUCUGGGACGUCCGCCAAGGCACCAAGGCUCAGUCCUUCACUGGCCACCGUGCCGCCGUGUUGUCCGUGGCGGCCGGACCGGUGGGGAGCUCACUCUUUGCUUCUUGCGACACCCAAGGCGCCGUCACUCUCUGGGAUGCCCGUCGCAUGGCACAGCUUCUCCGCGUCGAAUGCGGACCGCAGCCGGCCAACUGCGUCGUGGUCGACGGCAUCGGUCACAACGUUGCGGUCGCCAGCGACGACAGUACCAUCAAGAUUAUCGAUGUGGAUGAGGCAGUGGUGACAGAGCUGGUGGGUCACGAGGGCCCGGUGCAGAGCGUGACGUUCGACCUCGCGAGCAAUCACUUCCUCGUCAGCGGCAGCAGCGACCGCACCAUCCGGUACUGGUGCUGA